This is a messenger RNA of Neomonachus schauinslandi (Hawaiian monk seal), 1426 nucleotides long. RefSeq names its product S-phase kinase associated protein 2 (gene SKP2). NCBI's taxonomy places the organism in Eukaryota, Metazoa, Chordata, Mammalia, Carnivora, Phocidae. Gene Ontology annotation, molecular function: protein binding. Gene Ontology annotation, cellular component: SCF ubiquitin ligase complex. Bases 116 to 1426 code for a protein of 436 amino acids. The transcript is spliced from 10 exons. Gene Ontology annotation, biological process: SCF-dependent proteasomal ubiquitin-dependent protein catabolic process. The record is from RefSeq and is a predicted model, not a curated record.
GCGAGGAUGGAACGUUGCUAGAGUUCGCGGGUCUUGCUGCUGGGGGUCGGAGCUGCAGGCCUUGAGCCGCCGCGCGCCAAAGCGGGAAUCCCGGAGGCGGGCAGUUCUGCAAUUAAUGUACGCAUUUAAAACUCCAGAACCCGUGGACGCCAUGCACAGGAAACACCUCCAGGAGAUUCCCGACCAGAGUAGCAACGUUACCACCAGCUUCACGUGGGGAUGGGAUUCUAGCAAGACAUCUGAACUGCUGUCGGGCAUGGGGGUCUCUGCCCUGGAGAAGGAGGAGGUGGACAGUGAGAAUAUCCCCCAGGAACUGCUCUCAAACCUGGCCCACCCUCAGAGCCCUCCCCGAAAACGGCUGAAAAGCAAGGGGAAUGACAAGGACUUUGUGAUAGUCCGCAGACCUAAGCUAAAUCGAGACAACUUUCCAGGUGUUUCAUGGGACUCACUUCCAGACGAGCUGCUCUUAGGGAUCUUUUCCUGUCUGUGCCUCCCUGAACUCCUAAAGGUCUCCAGUGUUUGUAAGAGGUGGUAUCACCUAGCGUUUGACGAGUCUCUGUGGCAGACAUUAGACCUCACAGGUAGAAACCUGCACCCAGAUGUGAUUGGUCGGUUGCUGUCUCGAGGGGUGGUUGCCUUCCGCUGCCCACGAUCAUUUAUGGAUCAACCAUUGGUUGAACAUUUCAGCCCUUUCCGUGUGCAGCACAUGGAUCUGUCCAACUCUGUUAUCGAGGUGUCUACCCUCCAUGGCAUUCUGUCGCAGUGCUCCAAGUUGCAGAACCUAAGCCUGGAAGGCCUGCAGCUGUCGGAUCCCAUUGUCAAUAAUCUUGCACAAAACUCAAAUUUAGUGCGCCUGAAUCUCUCUGGGUGUUCUGGGUUCUCCGAAUCUGCCCUGAAGACCUUGCUGAGCAGCUGUUCCAGAUUGGAUGAGCUGAACCUGUCCUGGUGUUACGACUUCACCGAAAAGCACGUGCAGGUGGCUGUCGCGCAUGUGUCUGAGACCAUCACCCAGCUCAAUCUCAGCGGCUAUCGAAAGAAUCUGCAGAGAUCAGAUGUCUCUACUUUAGUUGGAAGAUGCCCCAAUCUUGUCCACCUAGACUUAAGCGAUAGUGUCAUGCUGAAGAACGACUGCUUUCCAGAAUUUUACCAGCUCAGCUACCUCCAACAUCUCUCACUCAGUCGGUGCUAUGAUAUAAUACCUGAAACUUUACUUGAACUUGGAGAAAUUCCCACACUAAAAACACUACAAGUUUUUGGAAUCGUGCCAGACGGUACCCUUCAACUGUUAAAAGAAGCCCUUCCUCAUCUACAGAUUAAUAGCUCCCAUUUCACCAGCAUCGCCAGGCCAACCACGGGCAACAAAAAGAACCAGGAGAUAUGGGGCAUCAGAUGCCGGCUGACGCUGCAGAAGCCCAGUUGUCUAUGA